AUGUAAAGACUUUCAUUAAAGCAAUUUUUAAUUAAUACUCACUUGUAAUAAAGGCAAAUUUAAAUUUUGGUAAGUAAUACUUUUGCAGCACAAGUCCUACAUAUAAAGAUUUAAGGAUACAAUUAUCCAAUUGGCCUCUAAAAGUGUACUACCUUAAUAUGAGUACUAUAAAAAAUAAUACAUUUUUUAAAGGAAAAUGAUUGGUUAACUAAAAAAAUUUGUUAGCUUAUUAAAAACUGACUGAAAAUAGAUUUACAAAAGAAUAUCCAUCUUCAUUAAAAGGACUUACAUAAUAUUAAAUAUAUUUUA
Messenger RNA from Paramecium primaurelia, 309 nucleotides. The record is from the annotation of a GenBank genome assembly. NCBI's taxonomy places the organism in Eukaryota, Ciliophora, Oligohymenophorea, Peniculida, Parameciidae.